Molecule: messenger RNA, 3522 nt
Organism: Herpailurus yagouaroundi (jaguarundi)
Lineage: Eukaryota; Metazoa; Chordata; Mammalia; Carnivora; Felidae
Gene: SLC1A1
Product: solute carrier family 1 member 1
Exons: 11
Coding region: 16-1560 (514 amino acids)
Biological process (GO): L-glutamate transmembrane transport
Cellular component (GO): plasma membrane
Molecular function (GO): L-cysteine transmembrane transporter activity; L-glutamate transmembrane transporter activity; glutamate:sodium symporter activity
Source: RefSeq, a predicted model, not a curated record
UAUUUUUCCAUAGAAAUGCAUACAGGAGAACUCAAUGCUAUUCCUCUUUUCUUUUUUCUGAUCUUGUUUCUCUUAGGGAUUGCCAUCGGCAUCUUGGUUCGAGAAUACAGCAAGCUGUCUAGUCUGGAGAAGUUCUACUUUGCUUUCCCCGGGGAAAUUCUAAUGAGGAUGCUGAAACUCAUCAUUUUGCCGUUAAUUAUAUCCAGCAUGAUUACAGGUGUUGCUGCCCUGGAUUCCAGCGUAUCUGGGAAAAUUGGUCUACGUGCCGUUGUCUAUUAUUUCUGUACCACGAUCAUUGCUGUGAUUCUAGGCAUCGUGCUGGUGGUGAGCAUCAAGCCUGGUGUCACCCAGAAAGUGGAUGAGAUUGACAGGACAGGAAGCAGCCCUGAAGUGAGUACGGUGGAUGCCAUGUUGGAUCUGAUCAGGAAUAUGUUCCCGGAGAACCUUGUCCAAGCCUGUUUUCAGCAGUAUAAAACCAAGCGUGAAGAAGUGAAUACUCCCAGUGAGCCUGGGAUGAACAUGACCCAAGCAUCUGUCACAGCCAUCAUGACAACUGCCAUUUCCAAGAACAAAACAAAGGAAUACAAAGUCGUAGGCAUGUAUUCAGACGGCAUAAACGUCCUGGGCUUGAUUGUCUUUUGCCUCGUCUUUGGACUUGUCAUUGGAAAAAUGGGAGAGAAAGGACAGAUUCUGGUGGAUUUCUUCACUGCUCUGAGUGAUGCAACCAUGAAAAUCGUCCAGAUCAUUAUGUGUUACAUGCCACUUGGCAUUUUGUUCCUGAUUGCCGGGAAGAUCAUAGAGGUUGAAGACUGGGAAAUAUUCCGCAAGCUGGGCCUUUACAUGGCCACCGUCCUGAGUGGGCUGGCAAUCCACUCCAUCGUCAUUCUCCCGCUGAUCUAUUUCAUAGUCGUUCGGAAGAACCCUUUCCGGUUCGCCAUGGGAAUGGCCCAGGCUCUUCUGACGGCUCUCAUGAUCUCUUCCAGUUCGGCCACACUGCCUGUCACUUUCCGCUGUGCCGAAGAAAAGAACCAGGUGGACAAGAGGAUCACUAGGUUUGUGCUGCCCGUUGGGGCUACCAUCAACAUGGAUGGGACUGCGCUCUACGAAGCGGUGGCGGCUGUGUUUAUCGCACAGUUGAAUGACCUGGACUUGGGCAUCGGGCAGAUCAUCACUAUCAGUGUCACGGCCACGGCCGCCAGCAUCGGAGCCGCGGGGGUGCCGCAGGCCGGCCUGGUGACCAUGGUGAUCGUGCUGAGUGCCGUGGGCCUGCCCGCCGAGGACGUCACCCUCAUCAUUGCUGUCGACUGGCUCCUGGAUCGGUUCAGGACCAUGGUGAACGUCCUUGGCGAUGCGUUCGGGACGGGCAUUGUGGAGAAGCUCUCCAAGAAGGAACUGGAGCAAAUGGAUGUUUCAUCUGAAGUCAACAUCGUGAACCCCUUUGCCUUGGAAUCCACAAUACUGGAUAACGAAAACUCAGACACCAAGAAGUCCUAUGUCAACGGAGGCUUUGCGGUAGACAAGUCCGACAGCAUCUCGUUCACCCAGACCUCACAGUUCUAGAACCCCUGGCUUCAUAGGACCAGGAACAAUGAAGGACAUCUCCCUGAGAGUCAUCUCUUAGCAAAUUCAAACAUUCAGUAAGGAGAAGAAACACACUGAUGGCCAAUUGUACAUUUGAUUUGAUAUAUAGACCUCCAGAUUAUUUUCUAUGUUUGGAUUCACCGCUUUUGCUCUCCAGGUGGGGUACCAUGAAAGAAAACAGAUUAAAAGGAAAGCUGUAUUGUCUGCAAUGUAAAAAUUCUAUGAGAAAGUUUGGAAGUAGGUAGAGUAGUAACUAUUGGAUUAGGUAAUGGGUGUGGAAGAAAACUUGCUUUCUCAUACGCAGUCCAGUGUUUGGGUUUUUUUUUUAAAAAGACUCCUUAAUUACAAAUUUUUACUCAAGCUUUCUAUUGGCAUGGAUUUCCUUUGACUUCUCACAUUUUUAUAGAUUAUAAUGCAUAUAAAUACUACCACUGCUGCCCCCCCCCCCCAUUUAAUGUGCCAAAUUGUCCGUUUUUAACUCAUCUCCAGCCAAUGUCAAAGAAACUAUUUUGAAGGAAAACAGACCAGCACAGUUCUGCAAUAACAGUUUCAAGACGGGUGAGGGGUGUUGCAGGAAGGGAGAAGGGUUCUUUUUUCAAUGUACUGUAUUGGAACACUGGUAACUGGUAACCCAGUGUUCAGUAUAGAGCUAGAUAUAUAUAUAGAUAUGUAUAUAUUUAUUAUUUUCAUAUAAGUUGCCAGACAGAGAUCAGAAUUGAACUGUCAAUGGGAAAUAAAGAGCUCUCCUUGUACUUGAAUAAUAACUACGAUUUCAAUCCAGAUCUGCUUUGGGGCUUAUCCCAACUCCUCUCUCAGGAGCACGAGAAUGAAAAAUUGUGUUGUCUGUUCCACGUCUGUGUACCAGCCUCAUAGCAGACGUGUAUUAUGGUGAUAUGGUAAGGUGGCCGUUCAUGUACAACUUCUAGACUCUACUGCUGGGAAGGAAUCCAUAUCGGCUCUAUAUAAGAUAGUAUGAAGAUGUGUCACUCACCUAAGGCUGGAUGUGUUUUUAUCCAACUGGAAGGCUUCAUUCUUCCAAGGUCAGUUACACCCACUCAAAAAAUGACGAUUCUUUGCCAUUUCGUACCCAUCAGGGCCCAAACAACAGUGGCAAACUACCAGCUAAACUGUACUUUAAUAUGGUUUUGGUGGAUGGAACAAGUCACCCUGGCCGGAAAAGCACCGUCCUUACCCUGGAUUCUUGCAGAGUAAGUCCACGAGUUGAUCCCCACAACACGAGAUGUUGGUAUCUGUGGUUCAGGGAAAUUCUUCCAUUGUAUCAAACUUGUCUCCUCCUGAAGGGACGAUUGUCCUAACUGGUUAAUCUAGUCACCUCGGCCCUGCUUAAUUAAAAUCCAUGUCCGGUCAUUCUUCUAAUUUAUGAAGAUAGCUUAUUAAAAAGUAUGCUUCAGCACUCAUCUUGUAAAUAAACACUGAACAGAAAAACUUGUAUUUACAAUGAGAUCCAGAAUAAUCCUGUUUCUGCAGUAUUGAGUAGCCAGUUUAAGCCUGCGCUUUUCUAUCAAAGAAACUAGAAACUGUCCCAAAGGUACAGGGAAAGUAAAUAAAUGCUCAGUGUUGACCACCUGUCCCUGAAAUCUACAAGAGAGUGAUACUGGAUUGUCAUGUAAACACCGCAAAUAUGGACCAGCGACUGAUUCCACGUGCGUUUUAAAUUGCAAAUACCGGGGGUGUUCACUGGAGGUAAAUCUAACUAUCAACGCAACUGUAUUCAUAACUUAUCUCAGGCCCGAGAGGUCCUACCCCCUUGGCCGUUUGUCUCCGACUGGAGGCACUCAAGUUGGCAGAGCUGUUUGUGACCUGUAGGUCAUCCUAAUUUUGGAGUGAGUUUGUAACCAGCCUCUUAACACACUGUGCUGUUAACUCAUAAAAAGAAACCAAUGUUCCAUUUCAGUCUCAAUAAAUACUUCCGUCAUUCUU